CUCAUUCAAGCAAAUUCAGAAGCAGAAGAACAAUCCCUACAACCCCUGCCGAAUUCAGAAGCAGAAGAGUGCUGUACAAUCCCUAAAACCACUGCCGCCAUUCCAGCAAUUUCUUCAAGAUUUUCCAUGGGAAAGAAGCGGAAGCACGCAGAAGUAGAGGCUACGGCUAAAGAAGAAACUGCAAUAGAAAGGCCUAAGAGAACUCUUUUAGGUUUUAAAGAUGGUUCUACUGAAGGAAAAAAAGAGAGUUCAGUAGUUACUUUUAGAAAUAAAGAGAAAGUUUUGGUUACUUGUUCUCGUCGUAUUAGCUACAGGUAUCGGCAUUUAAUGUUGAAUUUGGUGUCUCUUUUGCCUCACUGCAAGAAAGAUAACAAGGUGGAGUCUAAAGAUGCUAAAGGUGCAACAUUGAAUGAGCUAGUUGAGUUGAAGAGCUGUUCGUCUUGCUUGUUCUUUGAGUGCCGGAAGGGAAAAGACCUCUACUUGUGGAUGGCCAAAUGCCCCAAUGGUCCAUCUGUGAAGUUUUUAGUCAAUGCAGUGCACACGAUGGAAGAAUUAAAACUUACUGGAAAUCACUUGAAGGGUUCACGUCCUAUUUUGACUUUCUCAAGCAAUUUUGAUAAACAGCCUCACUGGAAGCUUUUGAAAGAAAUGUUCAUGCAGAUUUUUGGAACCCCAAAGGAUCACCGGAAAUCCAAACCUUUCUAUGAUCAUGUAAUUGUGUUUUCAAUUCUAGAUGACCACGUGUGGUUCCGUAAUUACCAGAUAUCAUGUCCUCAUAAUGGAGGAACACAGAAAAUAGACCGUGGGGACCUGGAAAAGUUGACACUUGUUGAGGUUGGUCCAAGGUUUUGCUUGAACCCAAUCAAGAUCUUUGGUGGUAGCUUUGGAGGCCCUACACUUUAUGAGAAUCCAUUUUACGUUGCACCCAAUCAGAUCCGAUCACUAGAGAAAAAACAGAAGGCUGGCAAAUAUGCAAAGAAAGUCAAAGCGAAGACCAGGAGAAAGAUACAUCAGUUGUCUAAUCCUAUGGAGGUGGAUGAAUUUGCUGAUAUGUGGAAAGAGUGACAACUUGUUGUCCAACACGAGUGUGCUCCAGAUCCAGGACGAUGAACACAUGCCCCAUAAGUUUUGUAUUGCUAGAAUUAUGAUCCUUUUCGAACAUUUGAAGUGAACUAUCUCCUGAUUUUCUGCCUAGUCAGAAUGUAUUCUAUGCAAAAUUAUUGUAGGGCAGUGUAAGGAUGCCCCUUUUUUAUGGUGCAAUGAGGAGCUACAUGCCUUGCCACUGUCAAUUCUCUGGCAUUCUACUUUUUCCCAGGAUUUAACUUCCAGGUUUUAAUCCACAAAAUACAUCAUGUAGUUUAUUGGAUUGGUUGAAAGUAAUGGUUUUCUGCCCUGUGCUUUUCAAA
Solanum dulcamara is the source of this 1406-nucleotide messenger RNA. RefSeq names its product ribosome biogenesis protein BRX1 homolog 1-like. Lineage: Eukaryota; Viridiplantae; Streptophyta; Magnoliopsida; Solanales; Solanaceae. The transcript is spliced from 8 exons. The record is from RefSeq and is a predicted model, not a curated record. Gene Ontology annotation, biological process: ribosomal large subunit assembly; rRNA processing. Gene Ontology annotation, molecular function: rRNA binding. The coding region runs from base 127 to 1065 and encodes 312 amino acids. Gene Ontology annotation, cellular component: nucleolus.